Molecule: messenger RNA, 4271 nt
Organism: Melospiza georgiana
Lineage: Eukaryota; Metazoa; Chordata; Aves; Passeriformes; Passerellidae
Gene: EIF2AK3
Product: eukaryotic translation initiation factor 2 alpha kinase 3
Exons: 17
Coding region: 1-3264 (1087 amino acids)
Biological process (GO): protein phosphorylation
Molecular function (GO): ATP binding; protein binding; protein kinase activity
Source: RefSeq, a predicted model, not a curated record
AUGCGGGGGCCGCGGGGCCGCAGCGCUCUGGCCGCCUUUGCGUUGCUGGUGCUGCUCGGGGUAGCGGCGGGCGGCCCGGAGCCGCCGCCGAGCGAUGCCGCGGCUGUGGAGGCCGCGUUCGGGCUGGGGGCGGCCGCCGCUCCCGCCGCUCUGCCCGCUGGUUCUGCGGACGUGACAGUGGAGGACGAUGAGGGCGGUGUGGCCCCUGCAGGGCCCGGAGAGCCGGACGCUGAGGGCAGCGGAGAGGCCCGGACCGGCAGCAGGUCUCUGGUGAUCAUCAGCACUUUGGAUGGACGGAUUGCUGCACUGGAUCCAGAGAACAGUGGCAGAAAACAGUGGGAUCUGGAUGUGGGAUCAGGUUCUCUUGUGUCAUCCAGCCUCAGUAAACCAGAGGUGUUUGGAAACAAGAUCAUUAUCCCCUCCUUGGAUGGGGACCUGUUCCAGUGGGAUCGGGAUCGGGGCAGCAUGGAGGCCGUGCCCUUCACGGUGGAGUCUCUGCUCGAGUCAUCCUACAAAUUCGGCGAGGACGUUGUGCUGGUUGGGGGGAAGUCUCUGACCACCUACGGGCUGAGCUCCUAUUCAGGGAAGGUGAAGUACAUCUGCUCGGCCGUGGGCUGCCGCCGCUGGGACGACGAGGAGAGCGAGCAGGAGGAGACGCUGCUGUUGCACCGCACCCAGAAAACCGUCCGGGCUGUGGGGCCGCGUAGCGGCAACGAGAAGUGGAAUUUCAGUGUUGGUCACUUUGAGCUGCGCUAUGUCCCAGAUAUUGAAACUAGAGCAGGAUACAUUGAGAGCGAUUUUAAAUCAGCUAUGAACAAAGAAGAAACAAAAAUUAUUUCAGAGGUGGAUGAGCAGGAAGCUAUGAUGAAAGACACAGUGAUAAAGGUCUCUGUGGCUGACUGGAAGGUGAUGGCUUUUAACAGACGAGGAGGACAUCUGGAAUGGGAGUACCAGUUUUGCACUCCAAUUGCUUCUGCAUGGCUGCUUAAGGAUGGCAAAGUGAUUCCAAUCAGUCUGUUUGAUGACACAAGUUACACAGCAAAUAACGAGGUACCAGAGGAUGAAGAAGAUCUUGUGGAAGCUGCCAGAGGGGCCACAGAAUCCAGUGUCUAUUUGGGUAUGUUCAGGGGCCAGCUGUAUCUUCAAUCAUCAGUCAGAAUUUAUGAGAAAUUCCCAACCAACCCAAAGGCUCUGGAAUCCAGGAAUGAUAAUGCAAUUAUUCCUCUUCCCAAAAUCAAAUGGAAACCUUUAAUCCAGUCCCCUUCCAGGACCCCAGUGUUGGUGGGCUCUGAUGAGUUUGAUAAGUGUCUCAGCAAUGACAAGUAUUCUCAUGAGGAAUACAGCAACGGAGCGCUCUCAGUUCUGCAGUACCCAUAUGAUAAUGGUUAUUACUUACCCUACUACAAGAGGGAGAGAAACAAGCGCAGCAACCAGAUCACGGUUCGCUUUUUUGACGACACGAGUUACAAGAGCAUUCGCAAGAAGGAUCCUGUUCUGCUGCUGCACUGGUGGAAGGAGAUUGUUGGCACCAUUUUGUUCUGUAUCGUGGCCACCACCUUCAUUGUGCGCAAACUCUUCCACCCCCACCCUUACAGCAGACUGCGGAAGGAGUCUGAAACACAGUGUCAGACUGAUUGUAAGUAUGAGCCCACUUGUGGAGACAUUAAAGACAACAGCUGGAGUGAUGCCAAGAACUCUGGAUAUGUGUCAAGAUACCUGACAGAUUUUGAACCAAUCCAGUGUCUGGGUCGUGGAGGUUUUGGAGUGGUUUUUGAAGCCAGAAACAAAGUAGAUGACUGCAACUAUGCCAUCAAGAGGAUCCGAUUGCCCAACAGGGAGCUGGCUCGUGAGAAGGUGAUGAGGGAGGUGAAGGCUCUGGCGAAGCUCGAGCAUCCGGGGAUUGUUCGCUAUUUCAAUGCGUGGCUGGAAGCUCCCCCUGAGAGAUGGCAGGAAAAGAUGGAUGAGCAGUGGCUGAAAGAUGAGAGCACUGAUUGGCCACUCAGUUCUCCCAGCCCAAUGGAUGUCCCAUCAUUUAAGAUCACAACAGAGCCAUUUUCAACAGAGGAGCACAUUGAAGUUACUGCAGCUUCAUCAGAGAGGGUGAGGUCUGUGGGGAUACCCUGUGGUCAGUCAGAUUCAUCUGGAAGCCAGUUUUCCCCUCUGGAGUUUUCUGACACAGACAACAAGGACUUGCAGCACUCAGAAGAUCCCCUCUUAAACCUUCAGGACAGUGUCCUUACAGGCUGUGAUGUAGAAGACAGCACUAUCAACAGUAAUGAGCUGGGACACUCCUUGGAAAUUUGUCCUUCAGCUGUUCCUGUUGUACAUCUGAAGGAAGGGACCUCCUCCUCUAUUGUGUUUGAGGAUUCUGGCUGUGGAAAUGCCUCCAGUAAGGAAGAGAAAGUUGAUGUUUCACAUAAUGAGAGUCCUUCUGAGGAUAAAGGGAAAAGUACAAAGGAAUCUGAUAACAAGAAAUCUGCUUCAGGAAGUCCCCUCUCUGUUUCUCCUCCAAGGCCAACGAGUUUAAGCCUGGACCUUUCUAAAAACACUGCAGAAAAAGUGAAGCCCACCUCUCCAAAGGUGUAUCUGUACAUCCAGAUGCAGCUGUGCAGGAAGGAGAACCUCAAAGACUGGAUGAGCAGGAGAUGCACCAUAGAGGAGAGGGAAAGGACAGAGUGUCUGCAGAUCUUUCUGCAGAUUGCUGAAGCUGUUGACUUCCUGCACAGCAAAGGAUUAAUGCACAGGGAUCUCAAGCCUUCCAAUAUAUUUUUCACAAUGGAUGACAUAGUAAAGGUUGGGGAUUUUGGACUGGUGACUGCUAUGGACCAAGAUGAGGAGGAGGAAUCAGUUCUGACCCCAAUGCCAGCUUAUGCCAGGCACACAGGACAAGUAGGGACCAAACUCUACAUGAGCCCAGAACAGAUCUGUGGCAACACCUAUUCUCACAAGGUGGAUAUCUUCUCUCUGGGACUGAUUCUCUUUGAGCUGCUCUACCCCUUCAGCACACAGAUGGAGAGGGUCAAGACUUUAAGUGAUGUUCGAAAUUUGAAUUUUCCACCAUUGUUCACUCAGAAAUAUGCACAAGAGUACACCAUGGUGAAGGACAUGCUCUCUCCAAGUCCCACUGAACGCCCAGAGGCUGCAGCAAUCAUAGAAAAUCCUGUCUUUGAAGACAUGGAGCUGCCCCCCAAGCCCGUGCUCAGGCAGAGGUCACGGACAAUGAGCCUAUCAGGAAAUAAACAUUCCAGACAACCAAGCAAAUAACUAUCCUCAGGAUCACUUCUUCCACUCGGCAGGUUUCACAGGGAUUGUUCAGCAGAAGGAUCCUAUGAUGCAGAAUGUUUAUCUUGGGAAUAGUUUACUUCAGCUUUUUUUGCCAUGUUUAAUGUAUAAGACAUGUUGGACAGAUUUCUGUUUACUUUGACAGCCAAGGAAGCCCAGUAACCAAACCUUUCACAUUCCAUUUUCCUUACCUUUGCUCUCCUAAGCAAACAGGUCCAGCUGCUGUGCUUGCCAAUGUUGUGCUCCAUUAUCCUUUUUUUGGGGGGUUUCUUGGGUUUUUUUGAAGCUUGUAAAUGUCAGCUUGCUGGGUGAGUGAGAGAUCUGUAACAUGUAAAUAGAAUUAAAAUACUGUAUUUUUAUAGAGCAAAUUACAGUCUCUAAGCCUAGUGAGUGUCUAUCCGGGUCACUUGCUCUUUGGUGAAAUGAAGAUGAUUUUGAAAUUAACUUUGACUCCAUUUUUGUCCCUGGUGGGUAAACUGGGAAUCUGCACUAUUUUUAAAGCAAAAAAGUACCACAGUUGUACAUAUUGUCACUGUCCAUAGCCUGUCAUUAGAGGAAAUCAUUUCAUACUUCUGCACUACAGUAGAUCUUAGGGAAUGCAUCUUACACGGAUGAAGCUGUAGAGAAGGAAAAGGAGCUUUUUGCCAUUAAAUGGGGGGUUUUAUAGGCAGUGGUUGGAAGAGCCAUAGUCAAAAUUAUGUACAAAAAUGUUGUGAUUCUGAAAAUUUAAACCUAAUGAAGUCAUACAUGUCGUAUGUAAUCUUGUAGAUUUGUACUUUUUAAAAAAAUCAACUGGUAGGCAUUUGUGUAAUCUGCUAAUUUAACUGCCUAAUGCCAUGCUUUUAUUUCUCACUGUAAAUAUGUUAAUUUUUAUUUAUAAAAUACAGAAUCAAUCCAUUUGGGUUGGUGGUGUACAGGAUGCACUUGUUGUAAUUGCUGAGUGCAUUGAAUUACUGUGACUUCUUUCAAGUCUAAAUGAUUUAAUAAAC